GUGACUUGUAGGAGUAGAAGAAAAAGUGGAGAUACUGCACAUCUCUAAAAAAAAUAAUCUUGAUCAUGAUGGCAAAAGAGAAAAGAGGACCUAUAGAAGGAUCUAUUCAUAAAAGAGCACCUCAAAGACCAGCUACAGUACCUACUGAUAUUUAUGUGUCCAACAAGACAAAGACAGCAGCAAUUAUUAAACGAGUAACAAGACUCAUGUUAAAAGAAAAUCAUCAACAUGUUACACUUCAUGGUUUAGGUGCCAUGGUUAUACGUGCUAGUUCAAUGGCUUUAGCAGUACAACAAGCCUUGGAAAAUCAAGUUUUAUUGAAACCUAAAACAGAGACAGUUCAGCUGAUAGACGAUAUCAUACCCGAAGAUAUGGACAAGGAUCUAGAGACACAAAAAAGAGCCAAUUCAGUCAUUCAUAUUCAAAUAGAAGCCACGGCAGGGCUAGCAGCACUUCAAAAGAAAACAGGCAAAAUUAUCCAUCAUCCUUCUCGUAACAGAAGGAGUAGAAAAUGGCAGUAAUUUAUUUCUGUAGAUGAGAUAAAAGCAAUAAAGCUUCAUUUUGAAGGUGCAGGUCAGUAGGAUAUGUCUCUGGCUUAAGAAUAGGUGUAAUAACACGAUCCAUGACCAUACUGCCUAGUCUAUCCAGGUGUAUUUUGGGAAUAUGUCUACGCCAUACCAUUAAUGUCUUGAGGUAUUUACAUUGGCUCCAAAAGAAUCGAUGUUUGGCUUGUAUAGAUGCCUCAUCCAAGUUCGAUUUGGGAAUAGCAGUGGCAAUAGGCUCAAUAAAACGAGAUAAUUGCUUAUCGAGUGUGUCUACAAUA
Molecule: messenger RNA, 823 nt
Organism: Gilbertella persicaria
Lineage: Eukaryota; Fungi; Mucoromycota; Mucoromycetes; Mucorales; Choanephoraceae
Exons: 3
Coding region: 66-521 (151 amino acids)
Biological process (GO): tRNA 5'-leader removal
Cellular component (GO): nucleolar ribonuclease P complex; ribonuclease MRP complex; nucleus
Molecular function (GO): nucleic acid binding
Source: RefSeq, a predicted model, not a curated record